Conger conger (European conger) is the source of this 1779-nucleotide messenger RNA. Its product is annotated as tubulin beta-3 chain. Gene Ontology annotation, biological process: mitotic cell cycle; microtubule cytoskeleton organization. Gene Ontology annotation, molecular function: structural constituent of cytoskeleton; GTP binding; GTPase activity. The record is from RefSeq and is a predicted model, not a curated record. NCBI's taxonomy places the organism in Eukaryota, Metazoa, Chordata, Actinopteri, Anguilliformes, Congridae. Bases 139 to 1485 code for a protein of 448 amino acids. The transcript has 4 exons. Gene Ontology annotation, cellular component: microtubule; cytoplasm.
UGAGGCAGUAGAAGUGCUGCAGAGGCGACUCGGUAUAAAACCCCCCGUUAGCACUGGCACAGCCUUCUGCAUACGGCUUGGGUCGGACCUACAUUUCUCACCUCACGCUCGCAAGACACACACCACACAAAGGGAAGAAUGCGAGAAAUCGUUCACAUUCAAGCUGGCCAAUGUGGCAAUCAGAUUGGAGCAAAGUUCUGGGAGGUGAUCAGCGACGAGCACGGCAUCGACCCCACGGGAAACUACGUAGGCGACUCCGACCUGCAGCUGGAGAGGAUCAGCGUCUAUUACAAUGAGGCUUCCUCCUCCAAGUACGUACCCAGAGCCAUCCUGGUGGACCUGGAGCCCGGCACCAUGGACAGUGUUCGAUCGGGAGCCUUCGGCCAUCUGUUCAGACCAGACAACUUCAUCUUUGGUCAGAGUGGUGCUGGGAACAACUGGGCCAAGGGCCACUACACAGAGGGAGCGGAGCUGGUGGACUCGGUCCUGGACGUGGUGAGGAAGGAGUGUGAGAACUGUGACUGCCUACAGGGCUUCCAGCUCACCCACUCCCUGGGCGGGGGCACGGGCUCCGGCAUGGGCACCCUGCUGAUCAGCAAGGUCCGGGAGGAGUACCCCGACCGCAUCAUGAACACGUUCAGCGUGGUGCCCUCGCCCAAGGUGUCGGACACGGUGGUGGAGCCCUACAACGCCACCCUCUCCAUCCACCAGCUGGUGGAGAACACGGACGAGACCUACUGCAUCGACAACGAGGCGCUCUACGACAUCUGCUUCCGCACGCUCAAGCUGGCCACGCCGACCUACGGCGACCUCAACCACCUGGUCUCCGCCACCAUGAGCGGGGUCACCACCUCGCUGCGCUUCCCCGGGCAGCUCAACGCCGACCUGCGCAAGCUGGCCGUCAAUAUGGUGCCCUUCCCCCGCCUGCACUUCUUCAUGCCCGGCUUCGCCCCGCUGACGGCGCGCGGGAGCCAGCAGUACCGCGCCCUCACCGUGCCCGAGCUCACCCAGCAGAUGUUCGACGCCAAGAACAUGAUGGCGGCCUGCGACCCGCGGCACGGCCGCUACCUCACCGUGGCGACGGUCUUCAGGGGACGCAUGUCCAUGAAGGAGGUGGACGAGCAGAUGCUGGCCAUCCAGAGCAAGAACAGCAGCUACUUCGUGGAGUGGAUCCCCAACAACGUCAAGGUGGCCGUCUGCGACAUCCCGCCCAGGGGCCUCAAGAUGUCCUCCACCUUCAUCGGCAACAGCACGGCCAUCCAGGAGCUCUUCAAGCGCAUCUCCGAGCAGUUCACCGCCAUGUUCCGCCGCAAGGCCUUCCUCCACUGGUACACCGGCGAGGGCAUGGACGAGAUGGAGUUCACCGAGGCCGAGAGCAACAUGAACGACCUGGUGUCCGAGUACCAGCAGUACCAGGACGCCACCGCCGAGGAGGAAGGGGAGAUGUACGAGGACGACGACGAGGAGUCGGAGAUCCAAAAGUGAACGCUCUGGAAGCAGAAAUCACUCUCCAAUCAGUGUUCAGAAGCCGCUCUGUAUUCUCCACGCGGGCCGAAGUGGGUCUCCUCACCUCUCCUAGCUGCCCUAGGAUUCUACCUCCCUCUCAGUGUUCGUUUCUUCUCUCUGCUAACUCUUUAGCGUCAAAUUCCUAGUUCACUGACUGUAUCAUUGCUUCUUAUUGGUAAUAUCUUACCUGCUAAAAGUUCUUCUCCAGUUCUAUACAAACUUGACUACUCGGUUUAAAAAUGUGCAAGAAAUAAAGUAGUGUUUCAAAACUAA